This is a messenger RNA of Peromyscus maniculatus bairdii (prairie deer mouse), 5530 nucleotides long. The record is from RefSeq and is a predicted model, not a curated record. Lineage: Eukaryota; Metazoa; Chordata; Mammalia; Rodentia; Cricetidae.
ACAGAGAUCCGCCCGCCUCUGCCUCCCGAGUGCUGGGAUGAGGGCGGGCGCCGCCUCCCAGCUCACCAGGUCCAUUUUCCCUCCCCUGGGGACGCGAUGCCGACCGGCGGGCGGGCGACCUGGUUCUCCAGUCCCUGUCGGGGCCGUGGUCAUCUGGUGCUUGGCCCCGGGGCCGGGCUGCUUUCCUGACCGGUGCUUUCCUGCGAGUCAGUGUUGUGCGUGUGUAACAGGCUCCCCACGGCUAGCCCAGGCUAUCCCGGAGUCACUGGGCAGCCCGUCCUGGUUCUGCUCUUCCACCGCCUUCGGUGGGAGUUCCUGCCGGGGACCACUCCCAUGGACGGUGUGCGUUCUUCAGUGUGAAAAUGAGAGCCCACAACCCGCAGUUUACACAUAAGUAGCCGAUUACGGAGAAUAGGAUAGUAGAGUUGCCGACGGAAUUAGAGAGAGAUUUCAGACAAAGUCUGGUUUUCAACAAUGCUGAAAUCAAGCAAUUGCUUUUUUUCCAUGGAUAAUUUGUUUUUCAGUAGCCCAGAUGAAACUGAAAACCUUCCAGUUAAGGAAAAAUCACUGGAUUGGUUUCUCCCUCCAGCUCCACUGAUUUCAGAAAUUCCAGAUACUCAGGAGUUAGAGGAAGAAAUUGAAAGUUAUAAACUGUUAAGCCAAGGAAAGAUGCCAAAAAUGAUAGCAUCAAAUCUGAAGAUCAUUAAUGAAGACAAAAGUUGUAUUUCACCAAUACAAAAAUUCCAUUUUCCCUGUAAUGUGCAUAAACAGGAUCACCUGAAAUUAGGAGGAUCAAGUAACAAUGACUCAUCCCAUAUUGCUGGCACACUGUUCUAUGGCUCUUCUCAGAAGUAUAAAGAUCACAUGGGCACUGAGAAUCCACCUGCAAAGAGUGGUCCUGGGGAUCUGAAAUUCCCUAACGCUGCAGAAGAUAGAGGAAAGUACACCUCAGCAUUCAAAAAAGGAUUAUUUAGAACAUGUGACAAUAUACAUGAAUGUGAUUUUGCUAAUGAAAAUAUAAACUUGGAUUCUCAUAUUAGCCCAGUGAAGCUAGCCCAAACAAAAAUAAACAAAGAGAAAUCAUGGAACAGUAGCAAUAGUAAGCAGAAACUUCAAUAUUCUACAAAUAAAUUGAAAGCAAAUGAUGCUUUUUCUGCUUCUGAAACUGGAGAAAACAUAUUCAAAGUGCCAUCCUUUUCCAUUGCGUCUCAGCCUCAUGACAUUCAAGGUAUAACCCCAAAUGGCUUAGGUUCCUUGAAGGCUGUCACAGAAAUCCCGGCAAAAUUUAGAAGUAUAUUCAAAGAAUUCCCUUACUUCAACUACAUACAAUCCAAAGCCUUUGAUGAUCUUCUUUACACAGAUAGGAAUUUUGUGAUUUGUGCCCCCACUGGUUCUGGGAAAACUGUAGUGUUUGAACUUGCGAUAACAAGAUUGUUAAUGGAAGUACCAUUGCCAUGGCUCAACAUGAAAAUUGUUUACAUGGCACCAAUAAAAGCCCUUUGUAGUCAGCGGUUUGAUGAUUGGAAAGAAAAAUUUGGACCAAUAGGCUUGAGUUGUAAAGAACUUACUGGAGAUACAGUAAUGGAUGACCUAUUUGAGAUCCAGCAUGCCAAUAUAAUUAUGACAACUCCAGAAAAGUGGGACACCAUGACUAGGAAGUGGAGAGACAACUCUUUAGUCCAGCUGGUUCGACUGUUUCUCAUUGAUGAGGUGCAUAUUAUAAAAGAUGAAAACCGUGGUCCAACUCUUGAGGUUGUAGUUAGCAGAAUGAAAACUGUACAGUCUUUAUCCAGGGCCUUAAAAAAUGCCAGCCCUGUUCCUAUGAGAUUUGUAGCUGUAUCUGCAACAAUUCCCAAUACUGAGGAUAUCGCAGAAUGGCUUUCGGAUGGCGAGAGACCUGCUGUAUGUCUGAAAAUGGAUGAGAGCCAUAGACCUGUGAAACUUCAGAAAGUGGUCCUGGGUUUCCCCUGUAGUAGUAACCAAACUGAAUUCAAGUUUGACUUAGCCCUCAACUAUAAAGUGUACAGUGUUAUACGAACAUACUCGGAUCAGAAGCCCACACUUGUGUUUUGUGCAACAAGGAAAGGUGUGCAGCAGGCUGCUUCUGUUCUUGUAAAAGAUGCUAAAUUUAUUAUCACAGUGGAGCAGAAACUGAGGUUACAGAAGUCUGCAUAUUCUAUAAGGGAUUCAAAAUUAAAAGAUGUCUUGGUGUGUGGUGUUGGUUACCACCAUGCUGGGAUGGAGCUCUCAGAUAGGAAACUGGUUGAAGGACUCUUUACUUCUGGAGAUCUCCCGGUUCUUUUCACUACCAGUACUCUGGCUAUGGGAGUGAACCUGCCGGCUCACCUGGUAGUGAUAAAGUCCACAAUGCACUACAGUGGAGGCAUGUUUGAGGAGUACAGCGAGACGGACAUUCUGCAGAUGAUCGGGAGAGCCGGCAGACCUCAGUUUGACACUACAGCUACUGCCGUUAUUAUGACCCGAUUAAGUACGAGAGAGAAGUACAUUCAGAUGUUAACUUGCAACGACACUGUAGAAAGCAGUUUGCACAGACAUCUUAUUGACCAUUUAAAUGCAGAGAUAGUACUGCACACCAUCACAGAUGUGAGCAUUGCUCUGGACUGGAUCCGAUCAACCCUGCUGUAUAUCAGAGCUCUGAAAAACCCAUCUCAUUAUGGUUUUGUAUCUGGAUUGAACAAAGAUGGAAUCGAAGCAAAAUUACAAGAAUUAUGUUUGAAGAAUCUGAAAGAUUUAUCAUCACUAGACUUGAUAAAAAUGGAUGAAGAUGUUUUUUUCAAACCAACAGAGGCAGGAAGACUAAUGGCUUGGUAUUAUAUUACAUUUGAGACAGUGAAGAAAUUUUGUACAAUCAGUGGAAAAGAAACUUUAUCCGAUUUAAUUUCAAUGAUAGCCAGCUGCAAUGAGUUUCUAGACGUGCAGCUGAGGAUAAAUGAAAAGAGAGCAUUGAAUGCUUUAAACAGAGACCCAAACCGGAUAACGAUCAGAUUUCCAAUGGAUGGGAAAAUUAAAACAAGAGAAAUGAAAGUGAACUGUCUUAUUCAGGCGCAGCUGGGAUGCAUUCCUAUCCAAGAUUUUGCUUUGACACAAGAUACCUCGAAAAUUUUCAAAAAUGGCUCACGAAUUGCAAGAUGGUUGUCAGAUUUUGUGGCUUCCCAGGAAAAGAAGUUUGUUGUGCUUUUAAACAGUGUGAUUUUAGCUAAAUGUUUUAAGUGUAAACUCUGGGAAAACUCCCGGCAUGUAUCCAAACAGCUGGAUAAAAUUGGCAUAUCAUUGUCAAAUACCAUGGUAAAUGCAGGUUUGACUUCUUUUAAAAAAAUAGAAGAAGCAAAUGCAAGAGAAAUUGAACUGAUUUUAAGCAGACAUCCGCCUUUCGGAACCCAGAUAAAAGAAGCUGUGAUGUAUCUACCAAAGUAUGAACUUGAAGUGGAGCAGAUUGCAAGAUAUAGUGAUACCAAGGCGGAAAUACUGGUGACCAUUAUAUUAAGAAACUUUGAACAGCUGCAAACUAAAAGAACAGCACCAGACUCUCACUAUGUUACCUUAAUCAUAGGUGAUGCAGAUAAUCAAGUCGUUUUUAAGCACAAAAUUAUGGAUUCUGUUUUGUUAAAAAGUGGAAAUUGGGCUAAAAAAAUUGAUGUGAAGAGAGCUCUUACAUCUGAAGAUCUUAGCAUAAAUCUAAUUAGUUCUGAUUAUGUUGGUCUUGAUAUUCAGCAGAAAUUUACAGUCUUUUACUUAGGACCCAGAAGGUUUGUAAACCAAACAGUUAUGCAAGGAAGACUAGAAACGGAUAUUUCUCAUUCUAAACUCUCAGACAGAGCUACUAUAGCAGGAUCCAGUAAAGGGAUGACUACCUGCAAAAAACCUGGGAACCGAGAAUGCAAUCAUCAUUGUAAAAAUAAACACAUGUGUGGACAUGACUGCUGUAAAAUUGGAGUUCCACAAAAGCCAGAAGUUAAAGAGUCAGCAAUGUCUUCGUAUUUGUCUGACUUAAAAAGCAGAAAUGCUGUUUCUUCUCUUCCUCCAGUUAAACGACUCAAGAUACAGAUGAACAAAUCUCAAAAUGUGGACCUGAAAGAGUUUGGUUUUACUCCAAGGCCUUCCCUGUCCAGCAUAUCAAGGUCAGAAUAUUUAAACAUCCCUGAAUUACCAGUAUUGGAACAGUGGAGUCAGAGUGAAAUCUAUGGAAAAGUUCAACAGGAACCAUCUGAGUAUCAUGACAAAGAUUUUCUUGGAUGGAACUCUUGCACAACUUCAAAUGAAAAGACUCCUCAAACAAUGAUGUUCAACAGACACACUAACACAUCUGAAAAUCACAGUGUUGCAGAUGAAAACAAGUCUUCUGAAGUUUUGGAUGUGAACUUCGAGUUGGGAAAUGAAGUUUGGGAUGACUUUGAUGAUGAAAGCUUAAUAGAAGUUAUGAGUUUUUCAUCUGAUGCUGAGAAGACAGCUAUAUCAGGAUUUGGAGACACUUGUCGUUCAAGUCCCAGGGGAAGUAAGCUACCCUUCCAGAAGUCAAGCAGCAAAUUCCAAAGAGAAAUCUCAAACAGUUUUGUUUCAUCACAUGAAAAGCCAGAUAUUUAUCCAUCAGAUUGUGCCAUGUCCAAGUUUGGUCCAUCUCUUGUGGCAGAGUUACCUCAACAAACUGGAAACGAAAAUCUUGUCAAUUUACAAGAAAGAAAACAGCCAACUCUCUCACCAGUGAUUGAGAGGGUAUGCUUUACCCACUCUAAGAAAACACAACAGUCCCUCAAUUUUAAGGAAGUGGAUAUUUUUAUUGGAAACAGUGACUCUAAAAAGGAAAUUGAUCUCAGGAGCUCACAGAGGCCAGAGGAAUGUGUCGGACCCCUGGAACUGGAGUUACAGGUGGGUGGUUGUGAGCAGUCAUGUAGGGGCUGGGGACUGAGCCUGGGUUCUCCCAAGAACAGGAGGCACUCUUAGCCGCCACUCUCUCCAGCCGUGUUUCCCUGACUUUGCAGAGCCAUGAGAUCUAAAAACUGUUAUUCUGCCUUUACUAUAGCAAAAGAUAGUUUCUAUUUUUUACCGUAAGUCUCAUCUCACGCGUAUUUAUUGAGAAGUAAGAAUUUAGGCUAGUUUCUAAUUUACUGUAUAAAUAAUAGGUUAAGUGGGAACCACUUAAAUUUUAGAACAAUGAUUUGUCUCUGUGCAUAAAGAUUUAGAGGCCAGAGAAGGAAAGAAGAGGAGCUUGUUAGUGAAAUGAUUAUUGUCACUACUAACAAACAUUAUUAGGAAUAUGUACUACACCUCCCUCAAAAGCCUAGAACAAAGCUAAGAAGUCUGUCUUCUGUUAAGGAAGUCUGCCUGCCUUUAUGAUUGGUGUCUCUGUAUCUGAACCCAUCAUACACAACCUUUAAAGAUUCUUCAGAUCUAUUAAAAUGAAAAAUGGACACACUAAAACAUGUUUAUCUUCUUCUUUGGUACUAAAGAAAUAACAAUUCAUUUCCGUGUGAUCUGUUAAGUGAAAAGCACUGUAUUUGGUCCUGCAAAGGAU